This is a messenger RNA of Amphibalanus amphitrite, 1401 nucleotides long. Its product is annotated as MFS-type transporter SLC18B1-like. The transcript has a single exon. Gene Ontology annotation, biological process: transmembrane transport. Lineage: Eukaryota; Metazoa; Arthropoda; Thecostraca; Balanomorpha; Balanidae. Gene Ontology annotation, molecular function: transmembrane transporter activity. The coding region runs from base 1 to 1401 and encodes 466 amino acids. The record is from RefSeq and is a predicted model, not a curated record.
AUGUCGCCACUGAGCCCAUCGUUGGUAUGCACAACCGAGUCAUCUGUCUUCAGCGAUUCGUUCCAACAUGCAGGCCAGGCCUCCGACAAGCUAUGUCCAACUUCUGCUGAGUCUGAAAAAGACAAGCCUUCAGACUCCACGCCGGCUCCCCUGAGCCGGUCUCAAGUGAGUCUGCUGGUGUGUCUCUCCCUCAGUAAUCUUCUGGCUGGCAGCUGUACCGUUGUCCAGUCUCCGUUCUUCACGCCGGAGGCGCACCUCCGCGGUCUGAGCAGCGCCGCGUCCGGCGCUGUCUUCAGCUGUUUCGCGUUGGUUCAGAUGCUGGCGUUUCCGGCGAUGGGCUGGCUGGCGCCACGAAUUGGUGUGACGCGGUUGUACACUCUCGGCCUGCUGGUGGCCGGAGUCACCACGGUCGUGUUCGGUCUGCUCACCUACGUGGAACAGCCGGCUGCGUUCCUGGCCUGGUCUCUGACGGUGCGGUCUGCAGAGGCCGUCGGCACUGCCGCCGCUCAGACGGCGGUGCGAACCAUCAUCAUCAACCAGUUCCCGCGGCGGGUGAACUCGGCCAUGAGCCUGGUGGAGGGCAUGACUGGUGCUGGCCUGUGCCUGGGCCCUGCCAUCGGUGGCUCCAUGUAUGCCCUUGGUGGCUACGGAGCACCGUUCUACACACUCGGCGCAUUGUUCUUCGUCACCGCCGCCGCCAGCCUGCUCCUGAUGCCGAAAAUGACGGACCACUCGACCGAGAGGACGGAGAUGGGCGAUGCAGAUCGCAACUACCGCGACAUGCUGAUUCUGGUGCUCUCCACAGCCGACAACUGGCUGAUAUUCGCGGCGCUGCUGGUAGCCGCGAUGAACUGGACGGCCAUGGACCCCAGCAUGGAGCCCUACAUGCACGCCGUCCUCGGCAUCCAGCCGGCCGAGCUGAGCCUCUUCUUCCUGGGCUCGUUCGCCGGCUACGCUCUCUCCAGUCCGCUGUGGGGCCGACUCUCGGACUACAUCGACAACACGUUCCUGCUGGUGGCCGGCAGCCUGGCGCCCACCGCUCUUGGCGUGCUGCUGAUCCCUCCGUCACCCCUGCUCGGUCUCCGGCCGUCCCGUGUGCUGCUCGGUGUGGGGAUGACGCUGCGCGAGGUGUUUCAAAUCGGUGCCUACCUGCCGUUGCUGCCGCUGAUGGUGCGUCGUUCGACCGCCCGCGGUCUGCAGAGCGAUGUAAGCGGCCAGGCACUGUUGUCAGCGGUGUUUGGAGCCGCCUACUCCCUGGGUAACGUGCUCGGUCCGGUGGGCGGCGGGCUGGUGACCGACCUCUGGGGGUACCCGACCCUGGCCACCUGGCUCGGAGGUGUCACGGUGGUCCUAUGUGUGACCUUGGCGGCUCGUGGGCUGGUUUACCAUGUAACGCGGUAG